Molecule: messenger RNA, 2166 nt
Organism: Penicillium diatomitis
Lineage: Eukaryota; Fungi; Ascomycota; Eurotiomycetes; Eurotiales; Aspergillaceae
Product: WD40 repeat domain-containing protein
Exons: 3
Coding region: 1-2166 (721 amino acids)
Biological process (GO): proteasome-mediated ubiquitin-dependent protein catabolic process
Cellular component (GO): nucleus
Molecular function (GO): protein-macromolecule adaptor activity; protein binding
Source: RefSeq, a predicted model, not a curated record
AUGGUCGGUUUAACUGGUCUUCCUGAGCCACCACGAUCAGAACCGAUCCGACCUCCUUCAUCCCAAGAGAUACCUUCCUCCCCACCUUCUGUCGCAUCCGAAGCUGCUGGUGGGCGCCGACAGAGAAAACCACCAACUGUUACGCCGCGUUCUUUCCGACGUUUUUUCACGCCACGAUCCUUGCUGAACAGCGGGAAUGCUAGUCAUGUGAAGACGAAUCGUCAGGCAUUGAGGGCCCUCAAUUCGCCAGCUGUUAAUCGACUGGGUCCGGCCUUUACUCGAUCUUCGAAAACGACUAGCCCUCGGACUUUUGCACAUGGUCUACCGGAAGAGUUCCCUCGCACCCCAAGCCGAAAGCGCAAACACUCGUUCUCGUCAGUCGCGUCACCUGUGCAAUCAUCACCUUUAAAGAAAGUUAGACUUCGUUCGCCGGUUGGUGAUGAUGUGGAGCAAAGAGCUGUCCUCGGAGAUAUCGAUAUCACGGCCGUGAUCACCAGAGGCCGCGAUACAUCGCCCGUUGGUCCACCCAAACGUCGACCAGUGUCACCCGUGAGCCGAUCUAGGGUACUGCAAACGUCGGGUUCGUUAUUCAUGCGAACUCUCCAAGGUUCACGUACGAGGACUAAGAUCACCAGGUCAACACUGGGAGCGGGCUGGCAAGACCUCACGUCCAAUUUCCAUUCGCGUGCUGAAGAUCGCCAUUCCUGCUCUAGCUAUGCCAACGAAGGGCAAUUGGCGCUUCCUUUCUGUAACGCGUCAUGUAACACGAACUCUCUGGUUGCCGUUGGUGACGAGGAAGGCGGGAUUCGUCUGCUCGACUCAUCCAAAGACGAUGAACGAGGCUUUUCCAGCGCGUAUCUUGGCUUUCGCCCACAUUUGAAUUCAAUUAUGGAUCUUGAAUUUUCCUCUGACGAUCUUCUGUUGGCUACUGCUUCUGGAGAUCAAACAUCCUUGAUCAUCGACAUGACCACUCAGAGAGCAAUUCACUGUUUAAACAACCAUGCCUCCUCUGUCAAGCGAGUUCAAUUCCAGCCGGCAUCUAACAAUAAGGUCCUGGCGACAUGCAGUCGCGACGGAAACGUGAGCAUCUGGGAUCUGCGAUGUAAAGGUAUUGAGCGUCCGUCAUUGCAGGUCAGAUGUUCUCUGGAGUCCGAAUCCGAAUCUGCACAGGCUGCAGUGACCGCCAAGAUGACCUACCCUCAAGUGCUCAACACCAUCCACGGUGCUCAUGCGUACAGCACGCCCCAUAAGGCAGUUUUGGAGAAAGCGGACUUGCCUCCGUUUGGCCGUUCUGAUAUCACAGUCACUUCGUUGGCCUUUCUGCCACCAGGCCAGGAGAAUCUAUUCGUCACGGCAUCCGAGGCAAGCGCAAGUGUACGACUGUGGGACUUGCGGACAGCACACAACAAUCGGCGCGGUCGGCCAGUGCUACCUCUCUCCACUACCCGUGAACCCGAUAGUCACGUCAAAUACCGGCGGUUUGGGUUGACCUCCAUGGCCUUUGGUGGAGAAGGCGCCAGACUCUACACCCUUUGUCGAGACGGAACCGUUUACACGUAUUCAACCUCGCAUUUGGUGCUUGGGCAUGCGCCCGAGUUAUCACUGAACCACGCCCAUCCUCGACGAUCUGGGGGCUCUGACAAAGAGGGACUUGGUCCGUUACACGGCUUUCGUCAUCCUCGCCUUCAAGUCUCAACUUUUUACGUGAAGCUUGCAGUUCGCAAGGCUUCCUACGACCGCCCGGAAAUACUAGCUGUUGGCAGCAGUGAUCAAUGUCCGCUCUUGUUCCCUACAGACGAGAAGUUUUUACAGUCACCGGUGCAACUCUAUCCAAAUGACCUGCCUCCUACGCGAACUUCUCUCUUCACUACUCGAUCUGGCCUCCGUCGUUCCAACUCCAGCGCCGGUCUUUCGGGGAGACUUGAGCACACAAUUCCUAUUUAUGAGUCGGGCACUCCUCUUGUUGAAGGUCACCAGAAAGAAGUCACUGGAAUUUCAUGGACAGCGGACGGCGAGCUCAUCACUGUUAGCGACGACUAUUCUGCUCGCUGCUGGCGUGAAGGGCCAGAAGCUCGGGAGCUUCGGACCCAGGGCCACAAGGAUGGCCGAGACUGGCAAUGCGGAUGGGCUGCAUCGAAAGACUCGUACGAUGAUGAAGAUGAAUGA